Molecule: messenger RNA, 1933 nt
Organism: Linum tenue
Lineage: Eukaryota; Viridiplantae; Streptophyta; Magnoliopsida; Malpighiales; Linaceae
Source: the annotation of a GenBank genome assembly
CGGAAAGUGGCCGCCAAAAAUCGCCAAUACGGUCUCCUCCUCCUCCUCUCCUCUCGUAUCCCACCAUCACUGUCCCUUUAUAUAGAACGCAUCUGGAAAGGAAUCUCAAUCUCGCUGCGAAAGCAUCAAUCUUUUUUUCCACCCUCUUCUCCUCCUCCUCCUCCCAGCCGGAGAGAAGAGAAAAAAAACAUGACCAGGGUCAACAAGGAGGCGCCGCCGCCGCCGUCGCCGGACCAGAUGUCGGGGCUCCGGGAUCCCCUCCUCCCGGGACCCGAAUCCGCCAAGGUAAUCGAGCGGCUGACGAUAGACGACAUGCUGCAGAAGUACUGCGGCGAGUUCGGGCGGUGGCAGCUCCGCCACUUCGUCCUCACCAGCCUGGCCUGGGCUUUGGAGGCGUUCCACACCAUGGUGAUGAUCUUCGCCGACCGGGAGCCCGACUUCCGCUGCCUGGGCGGUGGCGCGGGGUCGUGCGACCCGAAAGGAGGGGUUUGCGGGCUGGAACCCGGGUCGUGGGAGUGGGCCGGGGGCCCGGGGAGCUCGACGGUGGGCGAGUGGGGGCUGGUGUGCGGGGAGAAGUACAAGGUCGGGCUGGUCCAGGCCGCGUUUUUCGGUGGCUGCAUGAUAGGUGCGGGGAUCUUCGGCCACCUCUCCGACUCGAAACUGGGCCGGAAGGGCUCCCUAACCGUGGUCUGCUUCCUCAACGCCGUCCUGGGCUGCCUAACCGCAUUCGCCCCAAACUACUGGGCCUACCUCCUGAUCCGCCUCCUGACCGGGUUCAGCACGGGCGGGGUGGGCCUCUGCGCAUUCGUCCUCGCCACCGAGCCCAUAGGCCCAACAAAGCGCGGGCCCGCGGGAAUGUCCACCUUCUACUUCUUCUCCACCGGAAUCGCCAUCCUCUCCGGCAUCGCCGCCUACUUAUCCACCUCCUGGCGAUCACUCUACAUCGCCUCCUCCGUCCCUUCCUUCCUCUUCCUCAUCCUCGUCAUCCCCUUCAUCUCCGAGUCCCCGCGAUGGUACCUAGUCCGCGGCCGGGUCGCGGAGGCCAUGUCCAUCAUGCGCUCCAUCGCCCGGUCCAACCGCCGACACCUCCCCGACGGCGUCGUUUUGGCCCUCGACGAGGACGUGGCGAGUGACGACGUGGCAGGGGAGGGGACCACCGCGUCGGGUUCGCUGGUGGACGUGAUCCGGUCGCCCGUGACCCGGACCCGACUCGUCCUCGCGGUGGCGAUUAGCUUUUUAUCCGCGGUGGUCUACUACGGGCUGAGCCUCAAUGUGGUCAAUUUGGAGACGAAUCUGUACGUCAGCGUGCUGGUCAACGCGGUGGCGGAGAUGCCGUCGUACACUCUGACGGCGGUUUUGUUGGAGAGGUUUGGGAGGAAGCCGCUGGCGAUCGGGACGCAGUGGUUUAGCGGCGUGUUCUGCCUGCUCGGCUGCGUGGUUGGCGGGGAAGGCGACGCGUGGAAGGUGGUGAAGAUGGUGUGUGGGGUUUUGGGGAUAUUUGGGAUGGCCGGGACGUAUAAUUUACUGUUUAUCUAUGCGGCGGAGCUGUUCCCGACGGUGGUGAGGAACGCGGCGCUGGGGUGUGCGACGCAGGCGUCGCAGUUCGGGGCGAUCCUGGCGCCGUUCGUGGUGGUGAUGGGCGGGUCCGGCCCGUUUGCGGUUUUCGCGGUUUGUGGGCUUGUGGGCGGUGGGCUGGCGUUUUUCCUGCCGGAGACGUUGAAUCAGCCGCUUUAUGAUACCAUGUCCGGGAUGGUUGAGGGAGGCGGGAAAGAUGGUUCCCGCCAACAAGCAGUUUGAGAGGAAUGUCCUUGUUUUUUUUUUUUUUCGGCAUUGAUUUAGUUGGAUAAAUUUCUUUCUUUGUUUUGCGAACUGUCGCACCUUCUCCCUACGGUCGAACAUAUGAUUUCCUUUUUUCGGUGUACCUUGUGGAAGA